This is a messenger RNA of Amphimedon queenslandica, 3220 nucleotides long. RefSeq lists its product as uncharacterized. Bases 61 to 3087 code for a protein of 1008 amino acids. Lineage: Eukaryota; Metazoa; Porifera; Demospongiae; Haplosclerida; Niphatidae. The transcript has 35 exons. The record is from RefSeq and is a predicted model, not a curated record. Gene Ontology annotation, molecular function: protein binding.
AAUUACUUUUUUGGUUCGUUACUAUGGUAACAUAUGUGAAAGGGUUAAAUAUUAUCCAAGAUGGCGGCUGAGGUGAAUGCAGAAAUUACAGCUUGGGCUAACGUUAGACUGGCUGCUAGUAGGCAGUGUGUGGAGGACAUAGUGAUUGGAAUAAUGGAAGGAGAGGUCAUGAAGACACUACUAGAGCGAUUAACUGGUACACCAUCAAAAAGGAUUGGAUCAUUGAACAACCUGACUGACAACCAGAAAGUAACAAGAGUUGACUGGUUUCUGGACACACUGAAAUCAGAAGAUUUGAUUCCUUCUCUUAAUACCAGUUCUCUUUACUUUGCACGUCACUCAGUCAAUCACGUGUAUCCAGUAUUGUGGCACCUUAUAAGGAAAGACGUGGCCUUCUUGUACGAGAUUGCUCCUGUUUUCCAAUCAUCGUCAUCCUCAGCUCUCAAGAGUGUGUUAUCAAAACCAAUACCCUUUCAUCAUGGACCAUUUGAACUAAGUAACACUGCUCAUGAAUAUAAACCAUAUUACACCAGUUUCAAUGGAAGGAAUUCAACAUAUCUCAAUUCAAAAAGAGCUGGUGAGGGUAGAGUGAGAGGGACCGAGCACACACUGAGAGAAAUAAUCAACGCACAACUGGAGACUAUACCUGAAGGACGAAGAAUUGAAUUUUUAGAUUACGAUGAUGUAACAGACAGCAAGGUUUGGUGCUGUUUAAUAAAUUCAUUUGUACCAGGUACCUUUACAACUGAAGUAUUACUGAAUGACAGGUGGACCAUUGAUCUUGUGUUAAAAGUUGCUUCAAAAAUGUUUCGUGUGAACACAAAAUUAACUUCAAAAGAUCUUAAAGAGGGUAACCCCAUUGGUGCCUGUGCAGUACUUGCCUAUGUCUUCAUGUGUGGGUACCAACUGAAACAAGCAACAGCUCUCGUUAAGAGAAUGGAAGAGUUAAGGUCACAGAAGGACAAGAUCCAUCAUCAGUUGAGACGAAUUGAGUCAAUGGAUACUGUUGUAUCAUCAACUGAUAGGAAGAACAGCUCAGCUAGCUCCAGCAAGAAGGACAAGAAAAAAGGUCAAAGUAGCAAUAUUGAUCUGCAAGUUCAACUGGAAACUUGUGAUGAUGAAUUGAAAUGGUUGAUGAGUACUUAUUCCAUUGAUGAGUGCAGUAAGUGGGUGGAGCUUGUCAAAGAAGCUCAGACUGAGGCCCGAGGUCUUAUAAUGGAGAAGAUGAAGCAAAGGUUUGAUAUACUAACAGUACCACACAGUCGCAUGACAAUAAAUGAUCUAUGUGAAUCAAUGGUCAUUAACCUGGGUCUGACUAACGGUAACGGGUUCUAUGGAUCUGAUGUUAAGGAGACUCUCUGGCCCACUAGGAAACUAGUGGCUUAUAAGGACGCUACUGGUCAGUUUUUUGAUGAUUUCAGUGGAGCUGAGUGUCCAAAAGGGAGUAUCAGAGGACUGCUUGGUGUUCAUUUAACUGAUAAUAUUGAAAUAGCUAAUUAUGACUUUAAGGAUUACACACUUUACUUUGAGAGUACCUCCAGGAACAGAGUCUUGAAGAAAGGAUCAAAGUUCUUGUACCAGGUGUUCCCUGGUACCCCCGACCAGUGUGAGAGGCUAUUGAGGAAAUCAGCAAAAAAUGGGAACUUGGAAAUGCUACAAAAACUGGUGUCGUUUUUCAAAAGUGAGAGAGGAUUUAUAGAGAAUGUUGAUGAGUGUGGCAAUACUGCACUUCAUUUAGCAGCAAGGAAUGGACACCUGGAUUGUACCCAUUACCUGUUGGAGAGGGGCAGUUGUAUUAAUGCACAGAAUAAAUCAGGAGGGACUCCAUUCUCUGUUAGUGUUGAAGGACUCCACAAAGAGAUCAGUCAAUUAUUAAUAGAGUGGGGCGCUGAUAUACACAUAAGGAAUAUACAGAACAAAACUGCUCUUGAUAACGUGAGGAAUGAAGACUUGAAGAGAUUCCUGGAAGGUAAGCACAAGGAGCAGAGGACUAUAGUGAGGAGGAUUGCUCAGCAUAGAGACACUGAGUAUUUGCUAAUGGUCAUUGAAAAACACAUCACUGGAGUCAACCCAUUUAUUAGUCUAGCUAGCAGGUGUGUCAAUGGAUUGACUCUAUUGCAUUGUGCUGCUCAAUUAGGAUCAACUGAAGCUAUAAAGUUGUUAUUAUCUGAGCGUGUGGGUGUUAACGUGACCAGUAGUUCAGGUGCUGCUCCGUUGCAUUAUUCACGGGCUCCUCAUACCGUUGGGUUCCUCCUGGAUAAUGAUGCCUCAGUUAAUGCUGUUGAUUGUAAUGGGGACACACCUCUACACUGUAUAUGUAUGGACACGGACUGUACUGAAUAUAUGGAGAAGAAUAUUCAAUUAAUGCUAUCCUUCAGUGCUAAUCUACUGAUUGAGAAUGAUAACAGACUCACUCCUAUUCAUUGUGCAGCUGCUAACGGACACAUUAAAGCACUUGAACUGUUACUGUCCGAUACAAGGAAUCAACUGCCAGCUGCAUCUAUUAAUGGAGAGAGAAAUUUGAUUUACUUAUCAUUGAAGUAUGGACACUUGGAAUGUGCUGAAUGGUUGUUUGGUAAAGGUUGUGAGAUUGAAGAGGAUCAGCUGGUGGCAAUGUGUCAUUCAUUAUUUAACGACACUGAAGAAUACUAUAAAACCCCUCUUGAGGUAUUUCGGUUCCUAAUACAGAAAGGUCUUAAGGUUGACACCACAUUCUCUUCUGGUAAAAGUUUAUUGCAUCUCAGUGCUACCCUAAUCCACUUACCUGAACUAACUGACCUACUCAUUGCUGGAGGAGCUGAUGUCAACAUCACUGAUAAAGCCAAGAUGACCCCAUUGUUUUCUGCCUGUCAAGUUGAUAACUUUUAUGCUGCUAGUACACUACUGAAACAUGGAGCUGAUUACCAGUGCACUGAUGCCUAUGGACAGACUGCCUUUGAUUAUAUCAAGGAUCAUGAUGAGUGGGCGUACAGCGGUUUCUUUGAAGACACCAUUAAGACACAGUUGAAAGCUUACAGUUUAAAACAUGCAAAGUUGCUGGUUAAAAGUAUCACUGACAAGUUCAAGUCACACAAAAUACCGUUAUAAUAACAUUAUAAUAACAUUAUAAUAACAUUAUAAUAACAUUAUAAUAACAUUAUAAUACCAUUAUAAUACCAUUAUAAUACCAUUAUAAUAGAAUCAUACUGCAGUAACUGUUUCACAUACUAGACCUUUAGUU